Plasmopara halstedii is the source of this 3459-nucleotide messenger RNA. RefSeq lists its product as hypothetical. The transcript is spliced from 5 exons. NCBI's taxonomy places the organism in Eukaryota, Oomycota, Peronosporomycetes, Peronosporales, Peronosporaceae. Bases 1 to 3459 code for a protein of 1152 amino acids. The record is from RefSeq and is a predicted model, not a curated record. Gene Ontology annotation, molecular function: calcium ion binding; transmembrane transporter activity. Gene Ontology annotation, cellular component: plasma membrane. Gene Ontology annotation, biological process: transmembrane transport.
AUGCGACUUCGUCUUCGUAAGCAAGCGACAAAAAGCUCGCCAUUAUCAGCAGAGACAUCCGAGAAGCUGCGUCGCCGUGUUGCUCCAAUCAAGAAGAGAAAAUCUUCAAAAGAGGCCCGCGUUUUCAAACGGCAUUUACAAUUGGCAAUGCGUAUAGCCGCUGGAGUUUUACUUGCAGGAGUCGUGCAGACGCGAGGUACAGAUCGAGAGUGGCUCUUUCUGCCGGCCAGUUACUAUUUAGGAGGCCUCACAGUCGCUUCCAUGAUGGUCAUUUAUGCUGCAGCGAGUACGGUGGGCGGUGUACUUCAACAAGUGUGGCAAAUUGAUGUAGGAGUGGCAAUUGCGCUACUUUACAACUUUGCAGUGUUUGCUUGUGUGCCCAUUACGCAAGGUGACCUCCUGACCGUCUCGAAAAAUAUCAAUGGAACCACGUAUUAUAUCAGUCUACGGGACUGGGGUACCACUUUACCAAUUCUUGCUUUUUUCACGCUAGUGAUCUUGUUGUCACCAAUGCAACGGAAUCUGAAGAAGUUUGCAGUGAGCACGAAUCUUUACUUUACUUUGACCUUAAUCGAUCCGAUGAAUCCAAUCUUUCCAACAAUUUUAAAGGACAGCACAAAGGGUAAUGCUUAUUACGGAACUAACAACUUGCUUAAACAGCUUGCGAUCUACAGCGCUGUUGGUGUCGUGGGUACAUUUAUCGCACUUGCGACAAUGAUGCUUCCAUAUCCAAUGUUUGCAAUGAGAAAAUUACAGCGACACAUGGCCGCAUCUCCUCAUGAUAUCCGAGACAUUUUAAACUUGAUCGUCGAUUCAUACUGCUUUCGAGCUAAAGAUAUUAAGAAAAUGGACUUCUUUAAACUGCGGCUUGACCGGCUACUUGCUAAUGCCCACGAGCGACAUGCUACGAUGGAAUCGCUACUUAACGAUUGCGGUUGGGAAGAGAUAGUUGGGCUCGGAAUGUGUCUUCACUUUAAUAAGACUGUAGCCAAACAGCUUGUGAGACUGUAUGGAAAACUUCUUGUCGACUUGCAAGCCAUGAAAUUUGCCAUUGAAGCCGAGACUUGCCACUGGACGCACGUUGUGCUUCUUAGUAAGAUGCAAAAGCACAUUUAUGUGCUGCAAGCUGAGGCCAAUGAUCUUCUUGAAGAUAUCUCACUUAAGAUCAUUCACUCGACUCGAACCAUGCCGUCAUCUAAAUUUGCCAGUCUUGAAAAAGCAUUGGAACACUUAAUGGUAAAAUAUACAACGUUGUAUGGAAAUUUACUAUCAGCCGAAGUCCACACUGCAGACGACGUGGGCAAAACUAUGCCACUUAACGUGUUUGUGUAUUCAUUUCACGUCUUUGUGUUUUCGCUGCUGGAGUUCGAGGGAAACUUUAAUGGCAAAAACUUUUCAGCUCGCUAUCGGAUCCAUAACUUUCUCAAACUGGCAUGCCGAAGUUUAUAUCAUCCGAUUAACUAUCCUCGAGGUGUGAUAAUCUCUGCGUUUCGAACGACUUUGGCUAUUAUCAUUGGUAUUUGUUGUGCAACUUUCAUCUUUGGAUUCAGUUCGACGGCCCCAACAGCGAUUGCUAUGGUUGCUGAUAAUAGUAUCGGUGGCACGUACGCCAACAUGGUGAAUCGAGUGGGUGGAUUAGUUGCUGGUACCGUCGUGCCGUCAAUUUUCAGCUUCUUUGUCUGCAAACUUUCAAGUGAUCAUAUUUACAAUAUACUCAAUAAUAUUGUACUCUUCAUAUGGACUGUUGGGUCGAUGUACGUUUGGUUCUCAGGGCGCUUUAUGGCUUUAGCAGGUAUGACCUCGGCAUUUAUGGCUGCUUCGGUAUUGCUUGACCACAGUUGCCGAACAUCAUCGUCUUCAACGACAGUAUCAUAUGCAAGUUUGACUCAAAAUGCAUUGGGUAUUCUUAUUUUGAUGGUUGUGGAGAUCGUUAUUCUUCCUCGCAGUUCCCGUGGAUUGCUUCGUAGUAAUAUUUGUCAAUUAUUAACACAAUUUCGUGGUGUCUUUCACGACGUGUUUCGCCACCACAUUGCGUACAGCUAUCCAACUUCAAUUUGUGCUGAGCCGCUAACUGAAGAAGAUAUUGAGAAUGCCAAGGUACUUCUUAGCAGUAGCAAGAUUAAAGAGUUAAAAUUUCAGCUUAAAGUGACCCUACCCAAUUUACUAAAGACCCAAGCGAAAUUGCUUGAUGGCUCAAAAAUGGAGCCAACGUUGUGGAAACCUUUAUUCUCUACGCCCAAGUACACGAAAGUUCUGAGCGUUUGUCAAGAGCUUCUCAAUCGUAUAAAUGUAUUAGUGGAUCUCGUGGAUUGGCAUGAGCACCGUCGAAGCAGUGGCAAAGACCGACCGUUGAAACGCUGGCAACAGAGUCGAAUAGAUGAUGAAUGCACUGCGGCAUUUGUUGCGGCUAAAGAAUCUCAAUAUCCAUUCUCAAAAACAACUAUGAAUAUAGAGAGUGAGCCCAAUAUUGAUGACGGAAGUUUUCGUUCUUCAUCGUUAUUAUCUCUGCCACCUCAUAUGAGUUCAACAUCACCCACUGUGGAAAAGCUGCAGUGGAAGCAAACCGUCGCAGUCGUUGAAGCAGGUGUCGAAGGAGCACUAGACACACUUGUAACCUUGUUUGGAAAAAAGUUCUCAGACUCUACUGCUGGAGACCACGCUAUUUAUUUACAAAUGAAAGAAGCUUUUCGUAUUGCAGACGUCAAUAAUCGCGGCGUUGUGGAUGCUUCGGAGCUCAGUCUACUUCUUGAGAAACUCAUGCCCUACUCUGGUAGCCGAGGCAUCGAAGGCAUGGAGGAAUAUGUUGAUGAAUUCAUGCAAUUGGUUGAUAAGGAUCGAAACGGCACAAUCUCAUUUCACGAAUUCAUGCAGGCUUUAAUCGAAGGGUUUCAGCUAGAGCUUGAAAUUUACGACGAUCGACCACAAAUCCCAAUCGGUGAAGUGAUUCAAAAUUCCAAUAACGCUCCGUCAUCACCUCCAGAAAACAUUCGAUCGCUUCGUAAGAGUACUUUUCGGUCUAACGUAGUUCAAGCUGUCGAAAACAACAACUUUUUAUCUUCCGAAAGAAACAAAAAGAAAAAUCUCAUUUCAGUGCUAUCGUCGCCAGAUUCAAAAGAUUUUCCAGCUCGAGCGACGUCCAAUUUCGUAAAUAUGUCCCUUUUCGGUUCGAAGUCUUCAUCAAAUACUAUCGAUAAAGCGGGAUUUACUCGACGCCAAAAUCGCUUCCGAGGUACGUCCUCAGCAAGUGAAAGCUCAGGACUUUUGAAUGUCGAAGCAUUUACACUCACUGAAGCUGCAGCCGCAUUGAAACGUACCUACGGCGAGUGUUUGCUUGGAUACGUUGACGAUUGCAGUCGUCGCAUCACGAUGGAGGAUUUCAUUGUUAUAAGCUGCGUGAUAAGCGCUUGUUCAGAUAUCGCUGAGAAUUUGACCCGCUUGAAUACGCUGGCAGCUUCGUGA